Didymodactylos carnosus is the source of this 483-nucleotide messenger RNA. The record is from the annotation of a GenBank genome assembly. Lineage: Eukaryota; Metazoa; Rotifera; Eurotatoria; Philodinida; Philodinidae.
AUGUAUGCUGGUAAUUGUACUCAAUAUCCACAAUUAGCUUCUGUUUUAUUCGAAAUGACAAUUGAUCUAAAUACAGUAAUAAUAGGACAACAGCCAUUUGCCCAUAUAAAACAAUACAGUUUCUUCAAGGAGGAAGAUGAAAUUUUAUUUUCAAUGGCUACAGUUUUCCACAUCGAAUCAAUCGAAAUACAGAACGAUACAGCUAAUAUUUGGUAUGCUAAGUUAACAUUAACCAAUGAAAAAAACGUCCGUAUGGAAGAACUAGACGAAGAUUUUUGUACAAGAACAGGAAAAGCUGCAGAAGCUGACUUAGGUAAGCUUUUAUUACAAAUGGAAGAUAACGACAGAGCAAUCGAUUAUUGUAAAAUCUUGCUAACUGAAAGUCCAUCGUUUGAUAUUCAAUUAUCCGUUCGACGUUAUAAUAUUAUUGGUGAAUGUUACAAAAACAAAGCGUGUUAUGAAUUAGCAUUACAAAUACUAUGA